Molecule: messenger RNA, 4185 nt
Organism: Hyla sarda
Lineage: Eukaryota; Metazoa; Chordata; Amphibia; Anura; Hylidae
Product: oocyte zinc finger protein XlCOF22-like
Exons: 9
Coding region: 1413-3335 (640 amino acids)
Biological process (GO): regulation of transcription by RNA polymerase II
Molecular function (GO): RNA polymerase II cis-regulatory region sequence-specific DNA binding; DNA-binding transcription factor activity
Source: RefSeq, a predicted model, not a curated record
GUAGUUGCAGGCAGUGGCGGGCUUGUGCUACUUCUAGCCAGCCCUUGUGAUGCUGCUCUGUGCUUACGUAGAGCUGUAAUUCCUAAACUCGGACCCUGACUUUGCCUUACUUUCUUUUUUCAGAUAUGGCACUGUGCCUAGUCUUUGAAAAAAUAGAUUUUCUAUGGGAUUAAAGGGGUUCUCUGCCCCUAGACAUCUUAUCCCCUAUCCAAAGGCUAAAGGAUAAGAUGUAUGAUGGCGGGGGUCCUGCUGCUUGAGACCCCCACGAUCUCCCUGCUGCGCCCGGCGUUCAUUUACAGCGUCAGGCGCAGCGCCGGAGGGUCGUGACUAGGGAUCGACCGAUUAUCGGUAUCGGCCCUAAAAAAAACGAUAUCGGUCGAUCCCUACUCGUUACCUCAUGGCCACACUCCCUCAAUGCAAGUCUAUGGGAGGGGGCGUAAUGGCCGUCAUGCCCUCUCCCGUAGGCUUGCAUUGAGGGGAUGUAGCCGCGACAUCACGAGCGGGGCAUGGCUGUGAUGUUAUGAGCUCCUGCAUUGCCAGACCACGUGGUCGACCACGUUUUUGCCUGCGGUCGGGAAACCGCAUACGGCCGAAAACUAAGCCGACCGGAGGCUGCGGUUCACUCCGGUCGGCUCAUAGACUUGCAUUAAAUACGGUUCCCAAAUACGGCUGAGUGCGGGCGCCGCGAUUAAGCCCCGCCCCCUCCUCCAAACCGUAUUUAAGAAAACGUGGUGUGAACCCAGCCUAAGACAGAUGGUAUACAAAAAGGAAGAAAUCACUGCUGUAACCUCAAAGACUACAAACAUGACAGUCUGACAGCAUAAUGAAUGGAAAGUGAAAUGCUGCGGACAAGAGCAACAGAAAUCAGAAGAUACAAACAAACAACCAAAGCAGAGCCAUGUAUACCUGCACCUACCCCAAUGCACGUUUCACGCCAAUGCGCUUCGUCAAUGGCCCCAUCCAUCGUCCCUUCAGAUGCUGUGAAGUUGUCCUGUCCCCUCUGCAGAACAACAUCCCCAAAUCAUAAUUUGUCACCCCCCAUGUUUGAUGUCGGGGGAUGAUGUUCUUGGGUCGGUAUUCCUGCUCCUCCUCCAAAUACAAAGACACAGCAGAGUCCUGCAUACACUGAGCAGAUGAGCCUAGAGCAGCAGCCCCUGAUCAUGUGACUCCUCCUCCUCCAUGUGACUGAUCACAUGACGGUGACAUCAUCGCAGGUCCUGUAAGCACACGGCUCCUGUACAGUCUGCAGGUGGAGUGAGGCUGCGGUGUAUUCAGAACGUCUUCAGCAGAGCAGGGAGAGGACAUCCGAAGAAGUUACCAGAAGGACCUGGAGGACCAGGAGAUUUCUCCAAUCCAGGAUCCUCUGCUGAUAUCUUCUAUAUAAGAGAAUUCUCCUGGAUGACCCAUCAACCAUGGAGAGAGACAGGAACAAGAUGGCCGACAGGAUCAUAAACCUCACCCUACAGAUACUCUUCCGGCUUACUGGAGAGGAUUACACAGUAGUGAAGAAGUCCUCUAGUGGGCGCUGUCGGGCCCCUGUGUGUGAAGGAUGGGGAAGAAACCUGAGCCCAAUCCUGGGGCCCCCACCUCACUCCCUGAUGCAUGAGGAAAUGGAUGAACAGAAGAUCCGAGAACUCAUCAACAAGAUGAUGGAGCUGCUGUCUGGAGAGGUUCCUAUAAGGUGUCAGGACGUGGCGGUCUAUUUCUCCAGGGAGGAGUGGGAGUAUGUAGAAGGACACAAGGAUCAGUACAAGGAUCAGGUGAUGAUGGAGGAUCAGCAGCCCCUCACAUCAGCAGUCAGAUCCAGUAAGAGAACAGCACCAGAGAGGUGUCCCCGUCAUCUUCUUCCCCAGGAUGAUCAGGUAGAAGAUCCGAACAAUAUUAAUGCUCCGAACAUAAAGGAGGAAGAAGAAGAGACAGAUGUGAGCGGUGAUGAGCAGUAUAAGGAGGACAUUCCUACAGGGAAAGAUCUGACCUAUAUUUAUGCUCCAGACAUAACGAAAAAAGAAGAGACAGAUGUGAGCGGUGAUGAGCAGUAUAAGAAGGACAUCUCUGCAGGUAACUGCCCAGAUUCUUGUACCAGGAGAUCAGAGGAGAAUCUUAUAUCUUCAGAUUAUAAAGCAGAUGAUGAUAUCACACAAGAUACAUAUGAAGAACAUUCCAUUAUCCCAGAUACACCCUCAGCCCUUCACAGCCAAGAUCUGUCAUCUCAUCCUGUUAUACAAGUCCAACCUAAAGAUUCAUCUCAUCCUGCUAUACAGGGCCUAUAUUUUGAGCCAUUACAGUUUGUAAAGCGAAAUAAGAAGAAGCCGUUUUCAUGUUCAGAAUGUGGGAAAAGUUUUACUCUUAAAUCAAAUCUUGUGAAGCAUCAGAGAACACACAGAGGGGAGAAGCCAUUUUCAUGCACAGAAUGUAAGAAAUGUUUUACUAUGAAAUCUAGCCUUGUUGAUCAUCAAAAAACUCACACAGGAGAGAAGCCAUUUUCAUGCACAAAAUGUGGGAAAUGUUUUACUCACAAAUCAAGUCUUAGUGAUCAUCAAAAAACACACACAGGAGAGAAGCCAUUUUCCUGCUCAGAAUGUGGGAAAUGUUUUGCUCAGAAAUCAAAUCUUGUUAAACAUGAAAAAACUCACACAGGAGAGAAGCCAUUUUCAUGUUCUGAAUGUGGGAAAGGUUUUGCUCAGAAAUCAAAUCUUGUUAAACAUCAGAGAACUCAUACAGGGGAGAAGCCAUUUUCAUGUUCUGAAUGUGGGAAAUGUUUUAACGAUAAAUCACAUCUUGUUAAGCAUCAAAGAAGUCACAAAGAGAAGCCAUUUUCAUGUUCAGAAUGUGGGAAAUGUUUUACUCAGGAAUCAAUACUUAUUGGACAUCUAAAAAUACACACAGGAGAGAAGCCAUUUUCAUGCUCAGAAUGUGGUAAAUGUUUUACUUUUGAAUCACAAUUUGUUAAACAUCAAAGAACUCACACAGGAGAGAAGCCGUUUUCAUGCACAGAAUGUAGAAAAUGUUUUACUCAGAAAUCAAGCCUUGUUGAACAUCAAAAAACUCAUUCAGGGGAGAAGCCAUUUUCAUGCACAGAAUGUAGCAAAUAUUUUACUAAGAAAUCAAUGCUUAUUGGACAUCUAAAAAUGCACACAGGAGAAAAGCUAUUUUCAUGCUCAGAUUGUGGGAAAUGUUUUAUUUAUGAAUCACAACUUGUUAAACAUCAAAGAACUCACACAGGGGAGAAACCAUUUUCAUGUUCAGAAUGUGGGAAAUGUUUUACUCAGAGGUCAACACUUAUCAGACAUGAAAGAAUUCACACUGAAGAGAAGACAAUUGAGAGUAAUAAAUGAUGGAGAUAACACAUCUAUAUAUUAACCAUGUACAUAGGAUAUCUGACAUUUAUACAUAUAUCAUAUACUGCAUCUCCAAACUUGUUCCCAAUUGUUAAUAAAAGUUUUCUUUUAGAACGUAGUCACCGAUCCAGCGAUGUCAUCACUAUAGUUUACAUGGUAGGAGAAGAGUGUGAUAUAUGGUUGUGAUAUUCACUGCUCCUCAUGGAGAAGACCCAACAGGCAUAAUCCAUGGGGAGCUGCUACUGGAGACCCAAACACCUCAGAGAGAAGGGACUUAUUCCAGUGAUGAAGAAUUCCAGGACAUGACCAGAUUAGAGACACAAAAUCACUUCUAUCUUCUGGCUUCUAGGACAUUAUUCUGAUGGAAGAACUUUACACAUUAUAAAAAGUCCUAUAGGUGUUGGGGAACAUUUAUAGACAAUUGUUGGCCCCAGCUGUCAUGGCGUACCAUAGGCCUCCUGCCUCCAUAUUACACUGGUCUGAUGGGGGAACAGGGUAAGUAAGGGUUAAUGUUUGUGGUUCUAACAAUAACUGUACAAGGAUAUAUAAGAAGUAAGGAAUAUAGGAGAUAAGAUCUUCCAGCGCACACAGCUGCUGAUAUGGGGAUUGGGUGGAUGAGGCUCCUCGGGGGAGGGGUCACUUGUUAUGUGUAUAUUGGAGCAUAGUCAUAAGGUAAUAGAAGGUGGGUAUAGACAGAGGGGGUGGAGCCAUCUCACACAUUAAUAGAAAUGGUGUUCAGUGUAGAAUACUGACAGCGUGUUAAGCAGGAACUCUGCUCCUGGGAUUCUCUAGGUGUCGGUGCACACAGCAGCAGGGCCUGUAGUUUCCAGUAGUUUGUACAUAUAAC